CUCGUACCGCUCGAGUUUCCAGCCAGCAGUGGAUCGCCAAUCACCAAAAUCAUCUUCACCAGCGGAGUCAUCAGCAGCGUGGACACAUUCUGUACUUCUUCUUUUUUUUUUUGGUUCAAUCGCGUGUGUGAAAAAUCCCACUCCUUGCGGCUGCGAUUUUGGCAAGUGAACACAACCACAAGUGAACAGCCACCGAAAAUCACCAUCAAUACAAAACACAAACUGUGAAAGUGCAAAAACACACUGAAAAACACUCGCUAAAGGAUUAACGCAAAAAGCCACGGAACUUGUGCAAUAUUAACUAAGCAGAAGCUCAAGCCGCCUAAGCAAUCGCAGAAGAAUCAGACGAGAAGAUUUGAGCAGAAGAAGAAGAAGACGUUGAAGACCCAGAAGAAAUCGAAAGCAAAUCAGAACGCAAUGCAGUCAGCCGAGAGUAGGAGAAAUCCCAACCGAUCUUCGGCGCACAUGGGUCUCCACAUGGGUCCGCUGCUCCUCUCCGCCGUGUUGGUCCUCCUGGUGGCUUUUCCCGGUCAAAUCAAUGCCCGGAUGGCCUUCGAGAAGCUGACGGACUUCGAUUUUCCAGGCAACACGUACUACAGCGUGAAGAACCUGUCCCUGUACGAGUGCCAGGGAUGGUGUCGCGAGGAGGCGGAUUGCCAGGCGGCGGCCUUCAGUUUCGUGGUGAAUCCCCUGUCGCCAUCGCAGGAGACCCACUGCCAGCUGCAGAACGACUCCUCGGCGGCCAAUCCGUCGGCAGCUCCGCAAAGGAGCGCCAACAUGUACUACAUGGUGAAGUUGCAGCUGCGCAGCGAGAACGUCUGCCAUCGUCCGUGGAGCUUCGAGCGGGUGCCCAACAAGGUGAUCCGUGGCCUGGACAAUGCCCUGAUCUACACCAGCACUAAGGAGGCCUGUCUGUCCGCCUGCCUCAACGAGCGCCGCUUCGUCUGCCGAUCGGUGGAGUACGACUACAACAACAUGAAGUGUGUGCUUAGCGACUCCGACCGACGCAGUUCCGGCCAGUUUGUCCAGCUGGUGGAUGCCCAGGGUACGGAUUACUUUGAGAAUCUCUGCCUGAAGCCCGCCCAGGCCUGCAAGAACACUCGUUCGUUUGGCAAUGCCCAAAAGAUGGGCGUCUCCGAGGAGAAGGUGGCCCAGUAUGUGGGUCUGCACUACUAUACCGACAAGGAACUCCAGGUCACCUCCGAGUCCGCCUGCCGUUUGGCCUGUGAGAUUGAAUCCGAGUUCCUGUGCCGCUCCUUCCUGUACCUGGGCCAACCCCAGGGAGCCCAGUACAACUGCCGACUGUACCACUUGGAUCACAAGACCCUGCCCGAUGGACCCUCCACCUAUUUGAACCACGAGCGCCCGCUGAUCGAUCAUGGCGAGCCCAUUGGUCAGUACUUUGAGAAUCAGUGCGAGAAGGCCGCCGGUGCGGGAGCUGGUUCUCCGCCCGGAACUCUCGACAAGAUCGACACCCUGCCCGUUAGCCUGGACACCAUUGAGGACCCCAACCUGACCAACUUGACCCGCAAUGACGUCAACUGCGACAAGACCGGAACUUGCUACGAUGUUUCCGUACACUGCAAAGACACCAGGAUUGCCGUGCAGGUGCGCACCAACAAGCCCUUCAAUGGACGUAUCUACGCUUUGGGUCGCUCGGAGACUUGCAACAUCGAUGUCAUCAACUCGGAUGCCUUCCGUUUGGAUCUGACCAUGGCUGGACAGGAUUGUAACACACAGAGUGUGACUGGUGUCUACUCCAACACAGUGGUGCUGCAGCAUCACAGCGUGGUGAUGACCAAGGCCGACAAAAUCUACAAGGUUAAGUGCACGUACGACAUGAGCUCGAAGAACAUCACCUUCGGCAUGAUGCCCAUCCGCGACCCGGAGAUGAUCCACAUCAACUCGUCGCCAGAGGCCCCACCACCAAGGAUCCGCAUUCUGGACACACGACAGCGCGAGGUGGAGACUGUGCGCAUUGGAGAUCGCCUCAACUUCCGCAUCGAGAUCCCCGAAGACACUCCCUAUGGCAUCUUUGCUCGAUCCUGUGUGGCCAUGGCCAAGGACGCCCGCACCAGCUUCAAGAUCAUCGACGACGACGGCUGCCCCACCGAUCCCACCAUUUUCCCCGGCUUCACCGCCGACGGCAAUGCCCUGCAGUCCACAUACGAGGCCUUCCGGUUCACGGAGAGCUACGGUGUCAUCUUCCAGUGCAAUGUCAAGUACUGUCUGGGUCCCUGUGAGCCGGCUGUGUGCGAAUGGAACAUGGAGUCGUUUGAAUCCCUGGGCAGGAGGCGUCGUCGUUCCAUCGAGAGCAAUGAGACCAAGAGCGAGGACGAUAUGAACAUCUCCCAGGAGAUUCUGGUCCUGGACUUUGGCGAUGAGAAGCGCGAGUUCUUCAAGGCGGAUCCCAGCACGGACUUUGCCAAAGACAAAACGGUCACCAUCAUCGAGCCCUGCCCCACGAAGACAUCGGUGCUGGCCCUCGCGGUCACCUGUGCGCUGAUGAUCCUGCUCUACAUCUCCACCUUGUUCUGCUACUACAUGAAGAAGUGGAUGCAGCCCCACAAGAUCGUAGCAUAAGUGGAACGAGCGGAAUCUGAAAGAAGAAGCGAUAGAACGAAAGAAGAAAAGAAAAAAAACAAGAAAGAAAAGAAAACAAAAAGAGAAUACACAACAAAAUUGUCACUUGCACACACAUACGCUCUCUCUCUCUCACACACACACACACACAUAGACACUCUAACUCUAUAUCUUUGUCUCGCUCUUGCCCAGGCGGGCUUAGCCCCUCCCACUCACCCACACUACUGACAACCGUAUAAUUUUUUGUUUUUUUUUUUUUAAACGAUAUACAUAUAAAUUAAUUACUUAAUAUACAAUUUAUUUAUUUAUAUUUAUUUAGACUUAGAGCGUGAGAUACAAAUUCCCUUGAGAGCAAUGAAUAGAAAACGAUUUCCUAGUAGACACAUACACACACACGAGCACAUUUCACGUAUGCGAAUUAGUAAGAGAAAAAACGAUGAAAAGAAAAAAGCAAGAAGGAAAAAAGCUGCGAGCGCGUACUUUCUAUAAAGUUACGAAAGGGAACAACGGGAAUGGAGCAUUGUCCUUGCCAGAAAAAGAGAGAGAGAAAGAGAGAGAGAGCGCGAAAAAGAGGGCAGAUAAGUGGGAGAGAGAGAAACAAGGACAAUGUAUCAUGAUCCCUUUUGUAACUUCUAUAGAGACUGCAGCCGCACACACUCGCACUCAAACACACACACUCACCCACACACUCACCCGUUUCCACACUCAUUCACACACACCCACACACGCACUCACAUUUAUUUAAUUGUAAACUGAACGCAAUAAACAGCAAACAAGAGCAAUCAAAACGGAA
This is a messenger RNA of Drosophila suzukii, 3376 nucleotides long. RefSeq names its product trynity (gene tyn). The record is from RefSeq and is a predicted model, not a curated record. Lineage: Eukaryota; Metazoa; Arthropoda; Insecta; Diptera; Drosophilidae.